AUCAAAUGGCUCCUAUUGGCAAAAUCUACACUUAUCCCAACAACCCCCGUGUGUUCAAGGCACUGAUUGCUGCCAAGUACAGCAAGGUCGAGGUUGAGGAAGUCCAUGUUGCCAUGGGCAAGGACAACAAGACUCCCGAGUUCCUUGAGAAGUUCCCCCUUGGAAAGGUUCCUGCCUUUGAGGGUACUGACAAGUGUGUCCUUUAUGAGAGCAGUGCUAUUGCCUACUACAUUGCUUCCUAUAAGGAUGGUGGUGAACUUGUUGGCAAGAACAAGCAAGAAAUUGCUCAAAUCCAGCAGUUCCUUUCUCUUGCUGAUAAUGAGCUUUUCCUUCCUGCUCUUUGGUGGAUCUACCCCAUUCUCGGCUACUAUCCCUUGGAUGACAAGAAUACGGCCAGUGCCAAGGAUAGACUCAAGUCCCUGCUAACUGCUCUUGACAAGCAUCUGCUUACCCGUACCUUUUUUGUUGGCGAGCGUGUGACUCUUGCUGACAUUGUCCUUGUUUGCUCGCUUUAUUCCUUUUACAAGAUGGUUCUUGAGCCAUCUUUCCGUGCUCCUUUCAAGAACUUGAACAGAUGGUUCACCACCUGUGUCAACCAGCCUGAAUUCAAGGCUGUUCUUGGAGAAGUUGCUCUUUGCGAGAAAAUGGCAGUUGCCGAGGCUGCCAAACCUGCACCCAAGGCUGCUGCUCCUAAGGCUGCCGCAAAGCCAAAGAAGGAUGCUGAUGAGGAAGAGGAACCUAGCUACGCCGACGAGAAGCCAAAGGAGAAGAACCCCUUGGACCUUCUCCCCAAAUCUUCUAUGGUUCUUGACGAGUGGAAGCGUGUAUAUUCCAACAAUGACACUCGUCCCACUGCCGUUGACUGGUUCUGGGCAAACUUUGAUCCUCAAGGCUACUCUAUCUACAAGGUUGACUACAAGUACAACUCUGAGCUUGCAAUGGUUUUCAUGUCUAGCAAUCUUGUUGGUGGAUUUUUCCAACGUCUCGAGUCAUCCCGCAAGUAUGCUUUUGGAUCCCUUGUUAUUCUUGGUGAAGAUGGCAACAACCAAAUCACUGGUUACUUUGUAUUCCGUGGUCAAGGCAUUCCAUUUGAGGUUUCAGACUGCCCUGACUUUGAGUCUUAUGACUUUGUCAAGGUUGAUCACACUGACUCUGCAGUUCGUGCCGAGUUUGAGGCCGUUCUUGCAUGGGACGAGACAAUCAACGGAAAGAAGUGUGCUGAUGGCAAGAUUUUCAAAUAAAUCUCACAUGGCUUGCAUAGCAUAUUCUCUUCAUUUGAUUUUUUAGUCAUCCUACUACUGAAUCAUGCGAUUGCUUCUUGAAUAAAAAAACAUUUAUUUUGCACCGAU
Batrachochytrium dendrobatidis JAM81 is the source of this 1349-nucleotide messenger RNA. RefSeq lists its product as uncharacterized. The record is from RefSeq and is a predicted model, not a curated record. Gene Ontology annotation, molecular function: translation elongation factor activity. The transcript has 6 exons. Gene Ontology annotation, cellular component: nucleus; cytoplasm. Bases 6 to 1241 code for a protein of 411 amino acids. Lineage: Eukaryota; Fungi; Chytridiomycota; Chytridiomycetes; Rhizophydiales. Gene Ontology annotation, biological process: translational elongation.